This is a messenger RNA of Enterobius vermicularis (human pinworm), 1320 nucleotides long. The record is from the annotation of a GenBank genome assembly. Lineage: Eukaryota; Metazoa; Nematoda; Chromadorea; Rhabditida; Oxyuridae.
GUAAAUACCACAAGGCCGGAAAGCAAGUUUUGUCUUCAACGUUUAACAAAGAAAAAGGUUUUUGAGCCAAGAAAAUUAUUUUAUUCGAAAAUUUAUGGACAAAACGAUGAACUUAUAGAUCGCUCAAUGGCAGUUUUUCUUCCAGGUCCUGGUACUUACACUGGAGAGGAUACAGCAGAGCUAUAUGUUCAUGGCAGUCGAGUGGUGGUUGAUUAUUUGUCUAAAACCUUAGACCGCUUCGAUAAUGUGCGUUCUGCAAAAGCAGGCGAGUUCACUAAACGAGCAUUUUUCAACUCUAAAAUGUCACUCAAAGACGUGAAUUCGCUCUCCUAUUUGCUCUCGGCUGAAACGCAAAAGCAGCAUACUUUAGCAAUUCAUUCUCGAGAAAUUAGUUCAGUAAUGAAUGCGGUUAGGAAAAAAUUAGUCGAUUUGCUUUGUAUGCUCGAGGCGGGAAUAGAUUUUGCUGAAGACGUUGAUUUUGACAGAAACAGUUUUAUACUGAAGAUUCACGACGUUGAAAAAGAGCUUAUUUCUAUACAACAACGGGCUCAAAAGGGGACGCUUAUAUGUGAUGGUUUCCGAGUAGUUAUUAUUGGCAGGACAAAUGUUGGUAAAAGCAGCCUUAUAAAUCGGAUAGCUGCCCGUGACAUUGCAAUCGUUUCACCGGUAGAGGGUACUACUCGGGAUGCUUUAGAAACUCGUAUUGAAAUUGCUUCGUGCCCUGUAACUUUGAUUGAUACUGCCGGAGUAAGAGAAACGUCUGAUUACGUUGAAGCCGAAGGAGUGGCUAGGACGAAACUGAGAGUAGCAGAAGCAAAUUUACUUCUUGUCGUCAUAGAUGCUGCUGUUGUGAAUCCAAGGGAGCAUGUGGAACAAGUUUUAGCUGAAUGUGAUGCUGAUGGGUCAGUGCCAGUCUUAGUAGUGGUUAACAAAGCUGACAAGUUAAAAAAACAUGUGGUAUAUAAUUUGCCUUGGCAAACCGUGUCGGUUUCCUGUUUAGAAAAUAUUGGGAUUGGAUCUUUGGUCGAUUGCAUUACUGACAUAGUAGACUCGCUUUGUGGCGACGAUACUGAUGCACUUCUUAGCAGAGAACGACAACGUGCUCUUUUAUCUGAUUCUAUAUUAGCACUCGAGGAGGCUUUAGAGAUGAGCGAUUUUGGAGAUUUAGCAUUAGUCGCUCAUCAUGUUCGUGCUGCAGCAGAAGCUGUUGGAGAAAUUUCUGGUACAGUAGUGAACGAGGAGAUUUUGGACAAUAUAUUUUCGAGCUUCUGCAUAGGAAAAAAUGCUUUUUACGGGAUGUCAAAACUGAUCAAAGGUUAG